AUGGCCGAUGGUAAAGACACCGCGCGCAAGGACUGGUCCGCGAACCAGUACCUCAAGUUCGAGAAGCAACGCACGCGGCCCGCGCGGGACCUCCUCGCCCAGGUGCCCCUCGACCAGCCCCCACGCCGCGUCCUCGACGUCGGCUGCGGGCCGGGCAACUCGACCGAGAUCCUCCGGGAGCAGUACCCCGCCGCCGCCAUAGAGGGCAUCGACUCGUCGCCCGACAUGAUCGCCAAGGCGGGCAAGAGGCUGCCCGACAUCCCGUUCUCGGUCGUCGACCUCCGGACCUACUCUCCGAAGGAGCCGCAGGACCUCAUCUUCUCCAACGCCGUGCUGCACUGGCUACGCGCUGACGAGCGCAUCCCGACUAUGAGGAGGAUGGUCGAGUGGCUUCGGCCGGGCGGCGUGCUGGCGAUCCAGGUCCCGGAUAAUUACCUGGAGAAGUCGCACGCUGCCAUGCGCGCCGUGGCGGAGGAGGGCCCCUGGGCGCCGGUGCUGGGCCCCCUCAAGCCUGCGCUCGACCCGUUUGAAUCGCCUCAGGAAUUGUAUGAUGGAUUGAUCCCGCUCUGCUCCGCUGUCGAUAUCUGGCACACGUUUUAUCAGCACCCCUUGGAGGAUCACCAGGGUGUGGUGGAGUGGGUGAAGGGGACUGGGCUGCGCCCGUUUCUCGACCCGCUGGGACCCGAGGACAGGGUGGCUUUCGAGAAGGAGUAUCUGGAGAAGUUGAAGGGGUUGUAUCCGGUGUCGGUCGAUGGGAAGGUGCUUUUGAGGUAUCCUCGUCUCUUCUUGGUCGCUGUCAGGGCAUGA
Thyridium curvatum is the source of this 807-nucleotide messenger RNA. RefSeq lists its product as uncharacterized. The record is from RefSeq and is a predicted model, not a curated record. NCBI's taxonomy places the organism in Eukaryota, Fungi, Ascomycota, Sordariomycetes, Thyridiales, Thyridiaceae. Gene Ontology annotation, molecular function: trans-aconitate 2-methyltransferase activity. The coding region runs from base 1 to 807 and encodes 268 amino acids. The transcript has a single exon.